GACUGUCUGCAAUAUAAAAAAUAAAUUAGAGCUGGAGCCCGGACUCUGCCUGGUUUCCUGGGAGCUCUUGAGGAUAAGGACAAUCUACUCCCCCUGAACUCUUGGCCUUGCACAUUCACCCGGAUGAGCACCCAGCCCCCACUCACACUACUGAGACUGGCAAUUCACAACUUGCUGAAGGACAAGGACUUGGCCAUGAGGGCUGUGGAAGAUUUGCCAGGGAGCUCUUCUCACCAGUGUUCAUGGAGGCCUUCACCAGGGGACAUACUGAGGCCCUGAAGGCCAUGGUGCUGUCCUGGCCCUUUCCCUCCUUGCCCCUAGGAGCACUGAUGAACAUGAGGAUUCUCCAGACUUCCGAUGCUGAGGUGGAUGUUAUGGAGAUGGAAAAAAGGAUUUUACAAGGAUUGAUAUGCGGGACAAGCAUAACAACUUCUGGAGAGUCUGGGGCUGGAAACAAGUUGGAAGCCUAUUCCUUCUCAGAAGCCGUGAAGAGGAGAAACACAGAGAAGAGUGUGCCAAGGGCAGCAGAAAAGCAGCCCCUCACCGUGAUUGUAGACCUGGAGCUCAGUCAUGAAUGUCUGUAUCUAUUCCGAUCCUACCUCCUCAAGUGGGUCCAGCAGAGAAAAGGUCUGGUGCAGUUGGAUUGUCCAAAGCUGUUCAUUAAAGCAACAGACAUUCAAAGUAUCAUAGAGAUGAUGAAAAUCCUGAACCUUGAUUCGGUGCAGGUGGCAGAUCUGGGUCACUGCUGGACACUCUGUACCCUGGCUUUUUUGGCUCCUUACCUGGUUGAGAUGAAAAAUCUUCAUACACUAAUCAUCUCUGACUUCUGUGUGCCUGAGUUCCUUUCCUCAAAGGAGCUAGAGCAGUUCCUCACCCGUAUCACUUGACAAUUUUGUAAGCUUCACCAUCUGCAGAAGGUAUUAUAUAAACUCUCCCCUUCGUGAGCCAGUGCCUGCUGUGGAUGCACAGGCCUGUGUGAUCACAGAUGCCUAGCUCUGUGCCUUUCUGCCUACCUUGAACCGAUGCUCCCAGCUCACUACCUUCAGCUAUAUGAGGAACUCCAUGUCCAUAGCCACCCUGGAGAGCCUGCUGUGCCAUACUGAGGAACUUUAUCCCUGAAUGUCUGCUGGCUGAGACUGGACCAGUUUCAGGGUGGGCUGAGGAGGAUGGUGCAGCCAUUAAACCAUCGCAGGAUAGUCUGGUUUUGUGUUGCUCACUGUGUGCUGUUGUAACUAUAGAGUCUAUUAUCUGCACCCUGCUCCAUGGCCUACUUGUAUCACUAUCUAGUUGGAUUCAAAUAUCCUAUGCUUGUGUUGGGCAUCAGGAACACGGGACCUUUGUUUCAGCAUAAAUGAGAAAAAGACAGGUCAGACAGCAAACUUGAAGAAUCUUUGAGUUAAAGUGACUUUGGUAGACUUGGGUCUUAGAAAGCAUCAGAAAGAGAAAUCUGAGUUUCUAGCUAUAAAUUCAGGCUUGAGAUGAGUAUGGCUUUGAAUGUAAAGAGCUGAUCUGAAAUAAAGAGAGUUGCAUCUAAAAAUAAAAAAUAAAUUAGA
This is a messenger RNA of Heterocephalus glaber (naked mole-rat), 1553 nucleotides long. NCBI's taxonomy places the organism in Eukaryota, Metazoa, Chordata, Mammalia, Rodentia, Bathyergidae. The record is from RefSeq and is a predicted model, not a curated record.